Molecule: messenger RNA, 1393 nt
Organism: Branchiostoma floridae (Florida lancelet)
Lineage: Eukaryota; Metazoa; Chordata; Leptocardii; Amphioxiformes; Branchiostomatidae
Exons: 10
Coding region: 71-1216 (381 amino acids)
Source: RefSeq, a predicted model, not a curated record
AAGGCUAAAGGUUAGUUAGCUUUAGGUAUUGAAUGACACCGACAAGUUACGUGCUACCUUUCCAAACGACAUGGCGUCCAAGACAGAAGGCAGUGAUAUGAUGUCACCCUGUCCAGAGAUCUAUCUCACCCCUCCUCCUCAGCCUAACGUCAAGAAAGACGGACAGCUGACGGAUGAGCAGCUCAAACUCUUCUAUGAUGAGGGGUUUGUUGUCGUGCGAGAUUUCUUCACACCAGAGGAGCUUCAGCCCGUACGGGAUGCCAUCGCCUACCUUAUGGACGACUUGGCCGACAGGAUGUUUCAAGCCGGUUUGAUCAAAAAUAAACACGAGAAUGCCAACUUGUUCGAGCGACUGAUUCUCCUGGAAAAGGAAUAUCCGGGAAUUUCCGUUAUCCUGCACAAGACACCAAAGCUACCACAAGGUUUCCGUGAUCUCUGGGCCCAUGACCGCCUGCUGAAUGUGAUGGAGCAGCUUGUAGGUCCGGAGAUAGCCGGGCAUCCCAACUGGAACCUUCGGCCUAAGACGCCGCAAAAUCAGCAAAUGGACGUGCCGUGGGCAUCAAGUGAAAAUCUCGCCUCUCAUUUGCUAGAUCACCGAAAGAUACCGUCUUACAUAAACCUUUCAGAUAAUGCCUACUUCGCCCCAGAACUGCUGGGUACUUUUGUGGGCACGGCUUGGAUCCCUUUCCUUGACGUGAACGCUGAGAACGGCUGCAUGCAGAUGGUGAAGUACGGACAUCGUAAGGGCGUCACCGCCAAACACGUGUGCUGUAUGGGAGGGACCUGGUACGUGGAGAUGGCUGAAGGGGAGCUGAAAAACACUCUGGGUUGUGACCCCGAUAAGGAUGUUGUCACCUGUGAGAUCAAUUAUGGGAGUGUCAUCUUCUUCAACAACGCCACCCCUCACAGAAGCCUGCCGAACAUAUCCAGGGAGGUGCGCUGGAGCCUGGACCUGCGCUGGAUGGACCCCGCCAAGCCCGUGGGCAUCUGGGGGCUGAAGGACUGUCUGCCCAUGCGCUCGGCUAAGAACCCAGGCCUGAAGAUCGACUGGGAAACAUUCGAAGCCGUGGAUCGAAACAAACAACAACAAAGGAGCAUGGAAAACGAGGCAGGCGCUGAGAACGACUUUGACACCACCAUCCAGGGUCCGUGGAUGAAGAGAUGGGAGAUUGUCAACCACAACAAGCACACCGAGGCUUUCUAUUCGGCCAAAUAAUACAAUUAAUAGCAAUUUGGCAAAAAUUCUGUAGUUCUCCGCUGAGGUCAUUAAUGGCAGUUAUCCAUCCAUCCAUCUAUCCAUCCAUCCAUCCAUCCAUCCAUCCAUCCAUCCAUCCAUCCAUCCAUCCAUCCAUCCAUCCAUCCAUCCACCCAUCCAUCCAUCCAUCCAUCCAUC